Messenger RNA from Anguilla rostrata (American eel), 7925 nucleotides. RefSeq lists its product as uncharacterized. The record is from RefSeq and is a predicted model, not a curated record. The coding region runs from base 553 to 7410 and encodes 2285 amino acids. The transcript has 6 exons. Gene Ontology annotation, molecular function: calcium ion binding. Lineage: Eukaryota; Metazoa; Chordata; Actinopteri; Anguilliformes; Anguillidae.
GUGAGGCGCAUCAGCAAUCAAGGCUGUUGCGCUGCAGCCGCUCGUGCUUUCUGUUGAUGUGUUUGUUUGACAUUUUAAAUGCGUUAAAAUUUAGUUUAUAAAACACGGUUUUAAAGUGUUUAAGUUCAAAUAUAAUAUAGGUAAUAACUAUCCGCCCCCCCAAACAAUCCUGUCCACAUGCCUUUUUACUAAAAAUAUCCUACUUUAGUCCUUGUGCAGAAGCACUCUAUUUGUGUUUGUUUUGGUCUUGGGUUUGAGCUUCCUGGCGUUCGGAUGUCUUCAGUUCUGGGAUUCUCAAGUCAGUCUGCUCCUGAGGAUAUACAAAUAUAACUGGAUGGAUUACAAAUUGUGUCAGCAAACUUUAGUUCGGACCUGGGCCAAAACGGACUGUUGUUUACGCCCAUUCUGGCGUGUAACAUGCCACUUUAUGGGGUUGGAAAAAAAAACGGAUUGAGACCCGGAAUACGCCUGCGAGACGUAAAGGCCUUUGAAGUGCUGGCUGCUGCACACUGUACAGUUCUGUGGUGACACUGUUGCAUUUACAAAGCUGAGAUGGCUGGACAGAAGCAAUGCUUCCAGCUGCCUGGGCUCCUGGUGUGGUGUUGUCUGUUGGGGAUGUCCAUGGGCACCGUCCUUGAAGAAGAUGACUGGGAGGAUUUGAGAGAGGACCUGGCAACCCUGCAUCGACUGAAGGGUCUGACCGACAGAGUGACGUAUCAAGGGUUCAGACAGCACCGAUUGCAUCGGUCCAUAGAAUCUGAGUAUAAGGUGGUGAAUCAGCCAAUGGCUCUCAUUGAUGGCUUACAAAAAUGUGAAGAGUUUUCCCUUUGUGUCAUGGAAGCCAAACAGGAAUUAGAAGAGUUUCUGGCAGACCUCGAGAGGCAAAAGGUUCAAGAUAAACUGUUGUCUGCAGAAGAGACCUUCCACUCUUAUGACAAGAAGCUAAUUCUCGUGAUGGAUGAGGAUGAACAGACUCAUCAGACAGCGAAACUGGAAUAUAGUAUUGAUCCUCACUAUUCAGUGUUAGUAAGUGUUGCCUGUAUUCACAAUGAUUCCUGCCUCCCAACUGUCAAUUCUCUCACUGUGGUCAAAGUGUUUGGCUCUGGUGACACCUUCUCCCGUUACUCUGGAUCAUCCUUCGCUAAGCUAAUGCUGAAGACCUCUUUGAGAGGAGUGGGCUAUUUCUCCUUUGACAAUGCCAACAGCUCUCUUUUCAACGUUUUUCAAAAUGAUUUUAUUUGGGCCUUUAAGUCAUACGGUCUGAAUGUGGUGCUGGAGACCAUGAAGCAGAAUGAAGUCAUCUAUCAAACGCUGGACCAUACAGACUUGUUGGCCGAAUACAAAGCGCCGAAAAGACCGGUGGACGACUCCACCCGUUAUGACGGACAGCACAUUUUGAUCAUGGAGGAUGACCCCGUCGUUCGGGAAGCCGCCACGAUGCUAUACGAGAAGCAUCCGACCGUGUCGUCGGUGUACGUCCUGGAGAACCAAGAACCCAAGCUGAUCAAAGGAGAGCCCUGGGCCCUGACAGAGGAGAGCAGGCUUGUGCUGGUGGGCCAUGGCCGAAGAGAUCCGCAGGCUAGAAUGAGGCUGAGUGGCUACCGUGCGGAUGAUGUGGCUCAGAUCAUUAGUCGCUCAAACAGGGUUGGAGACCAGAUCAAAACCAUAAGUGUGGUUGCAUGUGAUGUUGGGUCAGAUAAGGUCUUCAUUGACACGCUGCUCCAGGAGCUCCGUGCCAAAUCUGUUGAGGCGGAACUUCACUUGAGAAGUGCUUUACUCCAAGUUAGCCACUCUGGGGAGAAGAUCACUGUGGAAUUAACUCCUUCUGGUGUGGAGUACCGGCAUAAGGAUCUGAGCAAGAAAGUAGUCGCAGUGUUGGGAAGAGAUGGUGAGACUGUCACCCGAGUGGACCUCAGCAGCAGAGGGGAUAAGGUGUCUUUCAAGGAGCAUAAUUUCAUGUUGGGUGGUCAAAAUUACUGGGAGGACUAUAAGAACAUGUGGCCAGAGGAGCCCAGGAGGUUUGUAGAACAACAUGCGCGACAAGCUCACACCGAUGACCUUGAGGGACUAGCUUGGGCCUUUUUUCAUGAUCUUGAGAGCAGUGACCUGUUUAAACGGAGGACUGUAUAUGAAGGCCGUGGAGAAGAACGGUACAUUCUUUACAAAAGGGGGUCAAAGAACCGGCGCGGUUCAUGGAUUGAAAACAACAAUGAUAUCGACAAUAUUCUGAGAAAAUGCUAUGAAAUAAGAUCUGGUGACGAUUUUCUAAAGCUAAUCCAUCACUAUGCAAAAACUGGCUAUGAUGAGCCCAUGUAUUUCAGUCUACAUGACUGGAUAUAUCAAGUAAAUGACAGGAAUUUAUACGUGCAUCCUGUAGGAAAGAGGCUCGGUAAUCAAGAUGACAGUACAAUAAUUAAACAAUUCAUAGAGCAGGUUAAAACAGGCAGUUACCCUGAAAUCCAUGACAAAAUGAGUCAACUCGGAAGAACAGAAGAUUAUGCCAGCUUUGCCUAUGAUACAUUAAAGGGCAGGUAUGAAAAGCGAAGUUAUAGCUUUGAUAAAGAGGUAUGGUAUGGCACAUAUCUUUUUGCAUCUUUGUUUGCGGAGUCUGCCAGGAAUUUCAGAACGUUACCUACUGUACUGAUGGCUUUGGACAUUUGCCACAGAGCAGAAGAUAAUAACGUCAAAGAAACUGCACUGCGUUAUCUAAUUGAGGAGCACCCUAUGACGAGGGGGGGCACUUGGGUUUCUCCCAACCAACGGGGAUUCUAUGGAACAAGCUCUGAAGAGAAGUCCAGCAAAUAUGGAAAACCUAAACCUCCUACUAAGGAGAACUUGCAGGAAGAUCUUAAACUUGUUACACGAAAAGAAGAAGCGAUCAUCCAGAAAUGGAUGUCAGUCUUUCACAUUGAAAACAUAGAGGAAUCCAUUCCUGAAUUACUACGUUACCUCAGUCACAAUGACAUCACACAAAAUGAAAAAAUAAUACAGGAUUUUCAAAUGUAUAAAGAGCGUAUUGCCAUAGAACUCCCUGAAAUGAAUAUACCAAACACCCUAGGGGGAAACCACGAUGGAUUUGUGACAUCUCGAGAUUCGCGAGCGGCUCUUGAAGUUGACCAUUCCCUCAAAAUGUCAGCUUAUUACUCUCGUUCCUCUGCUAUUUUAGCUCAACAGAUCCACAAGGAAGUCCAGACGCAUUUUGGUGAAAGGGUGUCAGAAUUUACUAUCAAACCCGAUAGCAUCCAUGUGGAGGAUGGAAGAUUUCACUGCGAGCUUGUGUCCAGAAAAGAUCCUGCAGCGACCCUGAAGUGGCAUACGGAUCUGAGCCCAGCUGCGAAAGGUUACAUGGACAAGCUUUCAGGCGGCCUCAGAGAAGUAUACAAUAUGGAGAUUCCUGGGGGUACUCAUCCUCACCAGGUCUCUGUGCAUGUGGAGCGUGCAGGAAAAGCAAUAGGGAACAUGGGACUCAUAAUGGGGAUUCAGGGAGCUAUUCAUGCUUUUGAAGCGGGAGAUAUAGGGAAUGGCACGAUUGCUGUGUUGCAGACAAUACAUGGGAUUACAGGAAUGACUUUAGCUGCCAUUGGGAAGAAAGUGCCUGGCGUUUUAAUGAGCAAACCUCUACGCAUCAUGCCAAGGUUUUUGAAGGGCACAAUGAAGGUUAUACCCAUUAUCGGAAUCGGAUUUGGAAUUUAUAGCGUGGUGGAAGACAUUCAAAGAGGGGAUACUCUGGGAUACAUUGAUGCAGCACUGGACUCUGUAAUAAUUGCUUUGGAUGUUGUUGAAAUAGCUGUACCAAUACUGGCACCAAUUUUGGCACCAAUUAACCUGGUCUUGAGUGCUGUGCGCAUGGUAGUAGAUGACAUAUAUGAGGGCAUCCAGACCGAACUUAGUCGACUGCCGAAAGAUGCGGGGUUUCUCGACAAACUGAGAGCUGGCAUUGCUGGCUUUUUCAAAGGCUUGCUUUACUUUCUGCUUGAUGUUGCCAGUAUUUUCUUCUCUUAUCCCUAUCGUGAGAUUGAAAAUGGCCGUCUGCUCGUGGAGCAAAUAUCUGACUACCGCAAGUAUUACUCUAUUAGGGAGGAAGGGGGAAGAAAUUCGAUAGAUUUUACUGGGGGAAAAUCGUCCUGGAAUGGGGGAAGCAUUACAUUUCGUCUUUCUGAUUCAGGAUACUCAAAAUUCUGUAUGGAUAAAUUUGUGUCAAGUGAGGAAAACUUUGGGAAUAGGUGUUGGCCUAUUCAAACUGCUAACACUCAGGACAUAGUUGUAGGGAUUGGAGAAUCUCACCACCUCACAUAUCAAAAAAUAGAUGUAAAGAUACUUUGUUUUAUAAAGGUUGGCAGUGUCAGAGUGGUUUCUGGUUAUGAAGCUGAGUCAAACACAAGGUUUGGAACCUAUUAUGGAAACAGUGACGGAAACCAGUUUUACACAGUUCAGAAAGCGGAAGACCCAAGAACAAUGGAAGUAAUGCUGAGCUAUUACUAUAAGCUUUAUGGGGAAAAUGGAGACGAUGUUUUCUUUUUAGGGCCACAAAGAAGUUAUGUUGAGGGUUGUGCUGGGAAGGACACGUAUAUCAUUCCUGCCUAUGGAGGAAAUGCUAUCAUUAACAACUAUGAUCCUUACAUGAGUACUGAUUUAUUGAUGCUCAGUGUCAGUUACAGUCAGAUUUCUGUUACCAAGUCGGGAGCCGAUGUGACUCUGAAAUAUUGCAGUGACCACAACGUCAGGAUUAUGAACUGGUUCACUGGAGAAGAAUAUCGUCAUUUGAACUUGAUGUCAGCGGACGGAGUCCUUUUUGACAUUUCUCUCUCUCAAAUCUCCUCGGUCAAGCUGAUAGCACGUGGUGUGAACAAGUUGUCCGAAAAAUCCGGACAGGUAGUAAACACUACACACUCUCUUCUCAGGACUGUGACCAAUAUCCAGGGCUCUCCUUACAAUGAUGUCCUCAUCGGGAAUGAGCAAAACAACUUGAUAGAUGGGGGAGGGGGCACUGACCAUAUGGUGGGUGGGUUGGGAGAAGACGUUUAUGUCAUUAAGAGGCAAAACAGUGCAGGAGUCAGUGUGACAAUUGAUAAUCAUUCCACUGACCGUAAAGUAGAUCUGCUCUUGGUGGAGGCCAAGCUUCAUGACUUCAAAGCCCGAGUGCAAGGAAAUGAUCUCAUCAUGUCCCCUUUCACUGACUCUGCGUCUGCCGUGAUUCUGCAGAACUGGUUCCUUUCGGAGAACCACAGGCACCUCCUGGUCGUCACUGAGGACUUCAUCUCAUUCACCGCCGCGGAUGACCCCACGGCCUGCCAGCAGGUGGCGUAUGGGCAGUUCCAGAGCAGCUGCCUGAUCAGUCAGAGCGUUGAUUACACGAACGCUAAAGCCAAACAGCAGAUAGACCUGGAGGAAGACGAGGCUCUGCGCAGCGUCUUGGAGGUGCGUGGCUCUAACUUCGACGACAUCAUCCGCGGAAAUGCAAAACACAACAUGAUCGUGCCAGGUAAAGGGACUGAUUUCAUGCAGGGCCAGGAAGGAGAGGACUGGUAUGUUGUGUCUCCUGGACAGGGCACUAAAACCAUUAACAACUCCUCGCCAGACAUGGCCACUGAUAUCCUUCUGUUGAAGGCACGUUACAGCUACGUCAGUGCUCAGUGUGAUGGACUGGAUGCUGUUCUCUACAUAAACAACACAAAGGAAGUUAUCCUGAAGGGGUGGUUUCAGAAUAGGCAGUCGCAGCACCUUCAAGUCCAGACAGAUGACGGAUAUGUUUUCAGACUGGAAUCAAAUGUCAGCAGCUGUGAUUUUCUCCGGAAAUAUCCCGUGUCUGUAGACUUUCGAAAGAGGGCCACAGGCCAAACCAUGCUAAUGGACAAUGACGAAUUCUCCUCGGUGGUGGAAAUGUAUGGCUCUUCCGGGUUUGAUGUCAUGAUUGGGAAUGACCAAGACAACAUGUUGGAUCCCUACACUGGGGGAGCAAGGAUGGAAGGUGGGAAAGGGAAAGACACUUAUGUCAUCAAACUGGGAAACGACACAAAGCUAGAAAUCAAUAACUGUGCCGAGGAUGAGAGUGUGGAUGUGGUGAUGUUUGAGGCCAGUUUCAAAUUGGAUAACUUCACAGUCAAGUCUGAGCACCAGGCUGUGCUAGUCAGUGCGAGAGCGGGGGGAGAGAAAAUGCAGGUGCGUCUGCUUCAUUAUGCUACAGGAAAACAGUGCCAGCACCUCCGUUUUCAGACCACAGAUGGGGUUCACUUCCAGGUCAAAGUUCCUGAAGACACAGAGUCUCGGUCCGCUCCAGAACCAAGGAUUGUGGCCUUCAAGAUUGGCCUGAAUGACUGCCAGAGAGAGAGCCACACGGACCUGAACAGUGUGUCUCUUUUCUCUCAGAUUGGUGUUGUGCAUGGCUGUCCCUAUUUCUCCAAUCACAUCCAGGGGAACCGACUCGAGAACGCCCUCUUUGGGGGCAUAGGAAACGACACCAUGGAUGGCGGAAGUGGAGAUGACACCUUGAUGGGGGACAAGGGGGACGAUAUCCUUCUGGGGGAGACGGGCGAUGACACGCUCUACGGUGGAGAGGGGGAUGACUACUUGCUCGGGGGAGCGGGCCGCGAUGUCUUCAUUCCUGGCCCAGGGAAGGACAUGUUGGAUGGGGGCCCGGGGAGAGACACUGUGCUGUACCAGGGGGACCACGAGACGGGCCAGGGAGUGUAUGUCAAUCUUCUGACUGGGGAGGGCCAACAGGCGGACGCCGACGGCGAUGUUCUGAAGGACGUGGAGAACGUCAUUGGCACUAUUUACCCAGACAUCCUGGUCUCUGGGUACGAACCUGCUUUCCUCAAGGGCUCAGAUGGAAAUGACAUCCUGGUGUCAUUGGCAGGAGGGGAUUACCUGAUUGGAGGAAAUGGGAAUGACAUGUACCUUUUAGCAUCCUACACUGGCUCACUGGUCAUUGAUAACUGUGCCGAGGACAAUGCCACCGAUGUCCUAUACCUCCACCACUUGACCGACAGCUCAGUCGGCUGUUCCUAUCUCUCAGGGAGUCUCUCGCUCUCCACCUAUGGUCCCAGUUACUCUCUGUUGGAGGUGGAGCUACGAGGCUGGACGGUCGACGAACCGGACUGUCGGCACCUGCUGGUCAUCCUCAACAACAGCACUAUGGUCUCGGUGGAAGAUCUUGUUAAGCAGUGCGAGUUCCGGCGCAUGUUAAUGAUCCUGAUGUGCAGCUCUGGUGUGGUGGCCGUCACACUGCUGGCGGUUGGAAUCCCGCUACUGCUACGCGGACGACAUCGGAGAGCCGAGAGGAAAGAGCGCGACGUUGCGUCCGCCGAGGCCGAGGGCUUAGCAGGAACAGAAACGGGAACGGAAACGGAAACACGCAGGAACGAGAGAGAAGAGAAGGUCACGCUUCAGGACCCUGAGCCUAGCCAAUAGCAUUCUUCAUUAUCGCUCGCUGUUCAUUCUUCACUGUUUAUGCUAACGCUUUUUAUUUUGUAUUUCAUUGCAUUAUGCAAUUUUUAAAAAUUUUUUUUGAACUUUUUGAUUCCUAAUACAUACAUGCAGUGCCACAACAAUGGCAAGAUGAGUGUUAGAUUGAACAUAGACUUUGAUACAGUAUUAUAUUUAGUUUCGUAAAUGUGUUAACUCAUAAAGUCAUAUGUUGUGGAUUCGGGUUUAAUCAGGACUGUUCUGUACUUUAAUUUUUUAUGGAUUAUUAAUAUUUUUUACGGCACAUUUUACAUUUAUGCCACUAGUUUAUUUUAUCAGCUUUUGGCCAUUACAUAAGUCCAUAUAGAAAAUGUACUAUUUAUAACAUGAAUUUUAAUAGUUUGGCAGAUGCUUUUAACUGAAAGGGGAGCACACAGUGACAUAUGCAUGCUUUUUCAGUUGAAAUGCAUGGAAAUCAAGCUAUCAACAAAAAAAUCUCAUUUUGUUUGUGCUGAGAAGAA